Messenger RNA from Dreissena polymorpha, 4851 nucleotides. RefSeq names its product mitogen-activated protein kinase kinase kinase 4-like. Lineage: Eukaryota; Metazoa; Mollusca; Bivalvia; Myida; Dreissenidae. Gene Ontology annotation, biological process: protein phosphorylation. The record is from RefSeq and is a predicted model, not a curated record. Gene Ontology annotation, molecular function: ATP binding; protein kinase activity.
AGGACCUCCAGGAGAUGUUGAAUGAUUUAUUACACAUCUGAUAGGCAAUGCAGAUAAGGCAUCGCAUUUUGGAGGCUCGUCGAAAACAAGACACAGCAGUGAGACAGUCCAGAGCCAUCAGUACAGCCGCCUGACCUCAUGGCCCCUCCCUCAUUCAGACACCAAAAUGUCAUGGUCACACCUCCACUAAAUCUUUCCUGGAACCAGGGAGGCCUCAGACUGCCCCAGUGACAUCACAGGAGGCCUUCACCUCUACACACUUGCGUACCAUGCACUCAGUGCCCUACCUUGACUCAAGCGAUGCGCCCGACCAUUCCGUUGCAUCAGACAGUGCCCUAAACCCUUGUGGGAGCAGUAGCGUGUUUAGCUAUAAGCCACAUGUUCGAAUAGUGAAGGCCAUACGGAAGAUCGAGCGUGAACGGGAGCAGCAGUGGCGGGAAAAGCGGGUCAUAGGUCGUGUAACCAAGCACAGGGGGGUCAGCUACCAUCUGAACACUAGAAAGGUCAACUUCCAUUGGCAAAAAGGAAACAAAAUAGGUGAAGGUCAGUUCGGUAAAGUAUACUCAGCAGUCAACAUGGACAGUGGGGUGCUCAUGGCAAUGAAGGAGAUUAAGUUCCCAUCCGCUGAUAUACACAGCCACUUCAAGGAAAUCAUAGAUGAGAUAAAGAUCUUUGAAGGCAUCUCACAUGAGAAUCUCGUUCGAUACUACGGAGUGGAAGUUCAUCGGGAGAUGCUGGUGUUUAUGGAGUAUUGUGAUCGGGGCACGAUAGACGAGGUGUCACGUAACGGUCUCACAGAGGACCUCAUACGUAUCUACACCAAGCAGCUGCUGUGUGCCGCCCAGGUGCUCCAUGACAACAAGAUCGUCCACCGGGAUAUAAAGGGGGCCAACAUAUUCCUGACAUCAUCGGGAUGUUUGAAGCUGGGAGACUUUGGCUGCUCUGUGAAACUCAAGAACCACACCACCAUGGUUGGUGAGAUGAAGAAAAUGGUGGGAACCACAGCAUACAUGGCCCCUGAGGUGGUAACCAAGAACGACAGUGUAGGCCAUGGUCGUGCUGCAGACAUCUGGAGCGUAGGCUGUGUUGUCAUAGAGAUGGCCUCAGGAAAGAGACCGUGGCACGAGUGUGAGAACCACUUCCAGAUCGUGUUCAAGCUUGGGAUGGGAGGGACACCAACCAUUCCAGAGAACCUGUCAGCGGAAGGCAAGGACUUCCUCAAAUACUGCCUGGAACAGGACCCCGAGAAACGCUGGUCGGCAAGUCAACUCCUGGAUCAUCCAUUUGCCAAGAUCUACGACCCAGAGCGUGAUAAUGAGAAUGUUGACGAAAGCCCGACCUAGCCCCAACUGAAACGAAACUAUCUGGAGACAAGAUUGUAGUCCCAUUGGCUCACACAUUUGAAAUCCUUAUAUUGUGAUAGACCUUAUCUAGUUUCAAGAUUAGAUUUACCUAUAUUCCCAUGUAUAUGCCUGCAGUGGCAUUUCUUGAGUCGCAUAUGGGAAAACUGGGCUUAAUGCAUGUUCAUUAAGUUUCAUCCCAGAAUAGCCGAUGCAGUCCACACAGGCAAAUCAGGGACAACACUUUCCACCUAGUCCAGUUUUAUGCUAAGAAGACACUUUCUUAAAAUGGAAAAUUCCAUAAAUGUGGAAAAUGUUGUCCCUGAUAGGCCUGUGAAAAUGUUGUCCCUGAUAGGCCUGUGCAGACUGCACAGCUUAAACUGGUACAACACUUUAUGCAUGCAUUUUAAAGGCAUGUGGUCCAGUUGUUUAUAUUGUGUCAAAUUUAAAAUAUCAUGGCAUCAAAAAGUUUUGACAGGUUCAAUAGCUGAUAAUUGAAACAGUUCUUCAAAGAUUGUUAAGAAAAGCUGUCUACAUUGUGAGUUAUAAGGAAUGUGAUGGUAUUUAUUGGGCAGGGGGUGGGGGAAACGAAUGGAUUAAAGUUCUUAUAUAAGGGAGUAUAUUUUAUUUCAAUGCUUUAAGACUUAUUUAAAUGAUCUGUUAAGUAUAUUUGUAAUUGAAUGGUCAAAUGAUUUUGCUGACCUAUUCCAUUAGUUUGAUAUAUAUGCUGUUAUCUAUUUAUGAAUAAGCUGGGCUUUAAAGCAAGUCAUUUUGGGAAAUAAUAGUGUAGUUGGGCUAAUUUUCCAUGUCAGUAUCUCUUUUCUUAUUUCCACGUCCACAAAGUCUCCAACACAAUAAAAAUAGACUGUUUCUUAUGCCAUAAUCCAUAACCAUUUGAAAUAUUUGCACAAAGGAGUUUAUUGAGAUGUGGAUAAAAUGUUAAUCUGUCAAACCUAAAAAUAGUUACUGGUAAAUGUUAAUUCUUUCAUACAAAAUAGUUUUCAAUGCAGUAAAAGUUAUUUGCUUUCAUUAGAACUGAUGUCAUUUUAGCAUGCAUUCAAGUAUUGUACUGUUGUUUAUGAGCUAUUAUUCUUGGAUACUUAAUGUGGCCCUUUAUGUUUUAGUUUAAAACUCCCCAGUCUGAGUCUACAAUAUUUAUUACAGAUAUAGAUCUUUCCAAGAUUGAUCUUGUACAGUCACUCAGACUGGCAUAAAAGCUACAUUGCAUGUCACCAUUAUGGGUUUUAGUACAAAUGACCUAACCAUAUCGUCCAUUAGUCAUGGAAGCACUAUUAAUUUCCAUUUACUGGUAUGUAUAUUUUUCAAUUCACAUCCAAAAUACAUUUGCUUACAUUAGCAUAUAACAGUUUUCUUUUCCAAAGAAAUAGAAUGUCUUUUGAUACUUUGUUGAUUUGUUUUUUAUUAGAGGUUGUUAUCAGUAAUUCAUUACUUCAAGCAACUUAUCACUAAGUGAGCUUAAUUGCAUAUCAACCAUCGUUGCUAUCAAAAGUCUAAUGUCUUUUUUUAGCUUUUUUUUUUUAUGAGAAAACCCGAGGUAUUGUCAUAGCCAUCUCAUCGUCCGACUUCCGCAUCGUGCUAAAACCUUUACAUUUUGUUAAGGUUUCGAACAUUGGCUCUUAAAUCAAAGUGCUUCAACCUACAACUUUGAAACAUCACAUGUAGCUUCACCUUGAUUAGUUCUACAUGCCACACCCAUUUUUAGGUCACUAGGUCAAAGAUCAAGGUCACUGUGACCUCUUAAAAAAACAAAAUUCUGACAAGCUUUCAUUUAUUAAAAACUGCACCAGCAGCCAAGCGUGGCACCUGUUAUGCGGUGCUCUUGUUCUCACAUUUAUUUUAAGCAUGCUUAGAGUUUCCUUUUGAAAUUUAAAGUUUGUCCUUUGUUAUUUGUUAAAAUAUUUUUAUGAAGCAUUUACUGGCAUUUUUAACCAGGUUUUUUAACCAGGUUUUCCGAAGGAAAAAAAUGGUUAUUAGAUUGGCGAAUGCGGGCGGGCUGGCUGGCUGGCGGGCUGGCGGAACAAGCUUGUCCGGGCCAUAACUAUGUCGUUCAUUGUCAUAUUUUAAAAUCAUUUGGCACAUUUGUUCACCAUCAUUGGACGGUGUGUCGCGCGAAAUAAUUACGUCGAUAUCUCCAAGGUCAAGGUCACACUUUGAGUUCAAAGGUCAAAAUUGGCAAUAAAUGAGCUUGUCUGGGCCAUAACUAUGUCAUUCAUUGUGAGAUUUUACAAUUAUUUGGCACAUUUGUUCACCAUCAUGGGACGGUGUGUCGCACGAAAGAAUCACGUCAAUAUCUCCAAUGUCAAGGUCACCACAACUUAAAAUAGAUUUAUUUUGAAACAAACUUACUAAGGGGGUUAAUUUUGUUUGUUCAUUUAAAAGUUCAGUUUGAGUUGUCUCCCUUUAUCAGAUUUUUUUUCACAAUGAAAACCUGGUUUUGUGACAAUUUUGUCCCUUGUUAGAUAUAUCUUCUGAUAUGCUUGUAUUUGUCUACAAAUGAAUAUGUUGGCAAACUCACUCUCAACUCUCCACUGUUGUUUAGCUGUGUUUGUGAUCUUGCAAACAAAAUGUUUUUGAACUCUUAAUUUAGAAAAAAGGGGCAUAUUAUGGGAACACCUGUUACAGGCGAGCACUUAGGUGUUUGUGGGAAGGGGGGGAAUCAAGGACAACUAUCUGCUCAAUACUGGUAAAUCAAACAGUUUAAAUACAAUCAACAUGAAACUUGGUUUAUGGCCACAAUAUCGCUUCCAAGUUUCAUAACUAGCCUUAUUAUAUUAAGCACUUCUGAAUUAUGGCCCUUAAAUUAUUUUCAAUAGCCAAAUACACCUUAUUUGCUCUACUCAGAUAGUUGAUAUAGAUCAUCAUGAAAACUGUGGGCUUAUAUAAUAUUAUGUCUCCAUAUAGUGUGAUAAGCAUGAAGACAUAGCUUUGGAUUGUAUUUGGGUUUGUGAGGUCAAGGUUAACAGAUUUCUUAGCAGAGUUCUUUCUCUAGCCCUUUGUGUGUUGUUUAUGCUCUGUUAAUUUGUGUGGGAGUUGUUGUGAUAGAAGUUACCAGUAUGCAUCUGGAUGAUUGCUAUUACAGUAAUGCUAAUUUAAAGGCAAUUUUUGUAUGAUAAUGAAUUAAAUUUUAUCAUGUACAUACAUUUACAGAAACUAUUAUUGGUAUUGCUAAAAAUACAGUGAUAGGCAUAAUUCCAAUGCUGAUGUUUUAAUUAAGUGUACACUUAGGUUUACUGUAAUUACCGAUAUACUGGUAUGUCGCAUGUUCAGAGUUGCUUAUGUUAUGUGAUAGUGAUACUGCAAUGUUAAGAGAGUUGUUAUGAGAAUGGUUGUUUGUUGACAUUAAUUGACUGUAAAAAGCAUUUGUUUUUGUAUCAUACAGAUGAUAAAUUCCAUUUAUUUUUGAAAGUCUUAACACAUAUUUUUAUUCAAAUAUUGUUAUUGUAUUAUGAUAAUUUAUUCUCCAAGGAAAAAUAAAUCAUGUGAUAUUUGA